UCGAAAUCGCUUGGCUCGAAUUCCUCGUUGGCUCGAACUGAAUGUAAAGGGCCGAUUUCUUUAUCCUGAAGGUAAAUGGUUCCGCUUGACUCGAUUUUUCCGAGGCUCGAGGUAUUUUCGCCGGUCCCUGGGAGUUCAAGCGAACGGGUGUCGACUGCAUUUCUUUAUUGCAAUGUUAUGGGCUGCUGUAUAAAAGAAAUAACAUUAGUAAAAUGUGCAUUAUAUUGUUAUUAUGUGAGGUUUAUAUGAUAGUGAGUGAUCAAACCAGGGUACGUUGACAGAUAUAUCCCAAGGUAUCACAAGGAAGCGUAUAUUUCAUAUACUGGUGAUGCGUUCAUGUAGUAUGGAAGCGUAUAUGGUAAAUACUAAUGAUGUGAUCACAGAGGAUGGAAGCGUAUAUGGUAAAUACUAAUGAUGUGAUCACAGAGGAUGGAAGCGUAUAUGGUAAAUACUAAUGAUGUGAUCAUAGACAUGGAAGCGUAUACAGGAUAUAUAGCCCGGGUGUGUCGUUUCUCCGAAUUGCGCUACAUACAAUUUUAGCCUACAGUAAAAGGACCAAUUAGAACACCUCGGCCGUUAUCCAACAUAUAUGACAUCGGAAAUAAUAUAGGUCUUUAAAAAUAGUCCCUCAUGGUGGGGCUGAAAACUUUUAUGUGUUUUCAAUCUUCAAGGGACAUAUUUGAUAUUUUAGGAUAGAGAAUAUCAAGCUGUUUUUCUUUUAAUUUAAAAUUUAUUUCAAGUUUCUCCAAAGCGUAAUUGAUACACGGAUCAAAAACAACACUUAAGUUCAUUGUUUACGUUAUGGAGUGGGUCUACUUAGCGUAAUGAUAACUGAGUUAAUCGCCCUGAAGCCUAUUUAUGAGGUAAAUCCCAAAGCUUGCCGGAGAUGGCCGAGUUGUUACGAUUAUAAAAGUACCAGGAAGUAGAAGCGCGGUUAAGUUGGUGCGUCAUAUCCGGAAGUGGUCUAGAGUCCCGGAAUGCCUGAGAGGUUGCACAAAUGGCUUCCCGUGACCAUAGCCAUCUACCUUCCAGUCUCCUUCAUCAUCACAUAUUCAAUAGCAGUGGCCAAUGGAAACGUUGCGGCCGGCUUUCCGUACAUUAGCGACACAGGAACCACACCACCGGAAAGUUGCGUCUUUGGGCAGCUCAUGAAUAUUGGGGCCGUUCUUGAUGGCGUUAUAAUCUACAUCCGGUACCGUCAAAUCCAGCACUUCUACGAGGAACCACAAUGUCCCAAGGGCAUGAAACGCCUCAACACCACCGCCUACGUCAUUGGCAUUCUUACGGUCAUUGGCGUUAGUGUAGUUGGAAAUUUUCAGGAGACCAACGUGAGAGUCGUCCAUCUACUCGGUGCUUCAUUGGCGUUUGUCGUCGGCUUUGUUUACUUUUUGCUUCAAACUGUCAUCAGCUUUAAAGUUAAAGGUCUGAAAAUAUCCGGAAAUACCGACAACCUUCGGCGCUUGCGGGUUUUGCUGAUCGUCUUAGACAUCAUCUUUUUGCUGCUAGUUGGAAUAUUUGCGGUACUGGUUAAAAUGAAGGCGGCAGGGCAAAACAUGCCAAGCAGGAAAUGGUCAACAAAUAACCCAGGUUAUAGUGAACAUCUAGUGACUACAAUAUCAGAAUGGCUGGUCGCGUUCGUGUCUGUGAUAUAUUUUUCAACAUUUUACACAGAAUUCAAACAUUUUAGUUGGAGGCCGCCGAAAGUGGAGUACGAUAAUACCACCGACACCACCUUAAACGCUAUAAAUGUUAGCACACUUACUUGAGUCUUUCUCACAUAUUUUAAGUGUUGUUCACGUAUAAUUGUCUAAUUUUGCAGUAUGCUAUAAACUAUAAGUGUAAAGCAUAAUGUUCAAAACUAAAGUUUAGUUUGUACCUUGUUUAAUAAUAGCAAGGCUGAUCAUGAGGUGGAGUGUAUGCAUAACCUUGAAAGUUGUGUAUAUAAUCAAUGAAUAUUUUACAUAUUUUUUUAUUUUACGUUUUAUUUUACAUAAGUUGACAUGGACGUGUUUUCAAGAAAUACCUAAGGUUUUGUAGUUACAUGUAGAGUGCGUGAUGCAAUAACAUUGGGAAAAGGCAUGCUCUCAAAUAUCAUUCGGGUUUCAUGUUAUGCUUUGUCCAAUUUUUUGUCCAAACAGUUUAAAACAGAAUUGACAUAGUAAUAUUCAAAACGAUUUUCUAUUUAGUUCGAAUAUUUUGUUAUAUAAUACCAUCGUUAAACAAUUGUAUAAAUCUGCUUUGACUUGUGUUAUCAUUGAAGGAGUUCAUAAACCAACAACCUAAGUGUUAUAUGAUAAUA
Messenger RNA from Mya arenaria, 2299 nucleotides. RefSeq names its product DNA damage-regulated autophagy modulator protein 1-like. The transcript has 7 exons. Bases 978 to 1766 code for a protein of 262 amino acids. Lineage: Eukaryota; Metazoa; Mollusca; Bivalvia; Myida; Myidae. The record is from RefSeq and is a predicted model, not a curated record.